UCUUGCUGAAAUGCAAGUCAUAUAUGUGGGGAUUUGUGAGUGUGUAAGUGAUAUUUUUGGAGCACACAUUGUGGACUUUCUCUUCAACCAUCUUGCCUAUAAAAGGAGCAUGGGAAAAUGCCUUUGGUGCAGCACCACUACUACUUCAGAACAAGCUUCAAAGCUUCUUCCUUCUUCUCUUUUGUAGCUUAGGCUUUCCAAUUCCAUUAUCCUAAAAUAUUGGUGUUAGCCUUUUGUAAUCAUCCUCACAUUUAGUGAAAUUUUCUCCUCCGGCCGUGGACGUAGGUCGCAUUGACCGAACCACGUAAAUUCUUGUGUCCACUGUCCAAUUUAUCUUUCUUUCUCUUGUCUUUGCUAUUACAAUUUUUGGGUUAUUAGAUUUAACCGGAACUCCGAUUCCUAACAUCUACUCCUACUUUUUGCUCUGUAUUUCAGAUUAGGGUUUUCUUUUCCAGCUCUGUUUAUCCUUGGCAUCAUUAAUGGCUGGAAAGGGCGAAGGACGUGCUAUUGGGAUCGAUUUGGGGACGACAUAUUCGUGCGUAGCGGUGUGGAGGCACGACUGCAUUGAGAUAAUAGUAAACGAUCAGGGCAACCGCACCACACCGUCCUACGUUGCUUUCACCGACACUGAGCGUCUAGUCGGCGACGCCGCCAACAAUCAAGCCGCUAGUAAUCCAAUUAACACUGUUUUCGAUGCAAAGAGGUUGAUCGGCCGCAAAUUUAGUAACCCAACGAUUCAAGAUGACAUGACGUUCUGGCCAUUCAAGGUCAUAUCCGGCGCUGCCGACAAGCCUAUGAUCAUGGUAAAUUACAAAGGGGAGGAGAAACAGUUUUCAGCUGAGGAGAUCUCUUCAAUGGUGCUCUCCAAGAUGAAGGAUAUCUCUGAGAAAUAUCUUGGAUCAACCGUCAAGGAUGCUGUCGUGACUGUGCCUGCUUAUUUUAACGACUCUCAGCGCAUGGCGACCAAGGAUGCUGGAGCUAUUGCUGGCCUUAAUGUUAUGAGGAUCAUCAAUGAGCCUACUGCUGCAGCCAUUGCAUACGGUCUGUUUGAAGGGAAUACGUCUGUUGCAAAGAAUGUGCUCCUUUUUGACCUUGGUGGUGGCACGUUUGAUGUGUCACUGGUGACGAUUAAGGCAGGCAUCAUAGAAGUGAAGGCUAUUGCUGGUGAUACUCAUCUUGGAGGCCAGGACUUGGACAAUGGGAUGGUGAAUCACUUCAUAAAAGAGUUCAAGCGCAAGUAUGGUAAAGAUAUAAGUGGAAGCCAAAGAGCUGUUAGGAGAUUGAGGACUGCCUGCGAGAGGGCAAAGAGGAUCCUCUCCUCCACUUUCCAGACCACAAUUGAGAUUGAAGCAUUGUUUGAGGGGAUUGAUUUCUUUACAACUAUCAGUCGUGCUAAAUUUGAUGAACUUAACGCGGGUUUAUUCAGCAAGUGUGUGGAGCAGGUGGAGAUGUGCUUGCAGGAUGCAAAGAUGGAGAAGAGCUGCGUCCACGACGUAGUGCUAGUUGGAGGGUCGAGUAGAAUUCCCAAGGUUCAGCAGCUGUUGCGGGACUUGUUCAAUGGAAAGGAGCUGUGCAAUAGCAUUAAUCCGGACGAAGCUGUGGCAUAUGGUGCUGCUGUGCUAGCUGCCAAGAUGAGCGGUGAUGGCAAUGACAUGGUGCGGAAUCUGAUUGUUUUGGAUGUUACUCCUUUGUCCCUUGGUACUGACGUCGAUGGAGAUAUCAUGAGCAUAAUUAUUCCGAGGAAUACAACUAUCCCAACCAGGAGAACACAAGGUUUCUGCACAGUGAAGGACAAUCAGACUAGGGUGCGGGUUGAAGUGUACGAGGGUGAAAGAAGCAGGACAACAGACAACAAUCUGCUUGGGGAAUUUACGCUCGAUAACAUUCCAGCAGCACCUAGUGGUUUUGCUGAUAUCCAAGUGUGCUUCGACAUUGAUGUGAAUGGUAUCAUGAAUGUGUCAGCGGAAGUAACGGGGACUGAAUUGAAGAAGAACAUCACCAUCACUAACGACAAAGGUAGGCUGCCCAUGGUAGAAAUUGAGAAAAUGAUUAUGGAUGCCAAGAAGUACAAGGAGGAGGACGAGGAGCAUAAGAAAAAUGUGAAGGCGAAGAAUGCUGUGGAGGACUACGCCUACAGCUCGAGGGACACCAUCAGAAGUGCAGCCAGACUCUCACCAGUUCACAAGAAUAAGAUGGAAGAUGCUUUUGAGUCUUUUAUGCAGUGGUUGGAGUCAAAUAAACAUGCAAAGGCUCAUGAUUUUGAAGACAAGAUGAAGGAGCUUCAGACCAUUUUCGACCCGAUUAUUGACAAGAUGUAGCAAGAAUCAAUGCACUAUUUAGAGUUGUUUGGCAGGAUCGUGUGGUUGUUUUUGUUCCCUUUUGCUGGUAAGGCCAAAACUUGCUAUGAAAUUAUAUGUCAAUAAACAAAUCUUGCUUAUUGUAAAAUUGCAAUGUAUUAAUGAUUUCAAGUGCUUAUGUA
Salvia splendens (bonfire salvia) is the source of this 2479-nucleotide messenger RNA. Its product is annotated as heat shock cognate 70 kDa protein 2. The record is from RefSeq and is a predicted model, not a curated record. Bases 480 to 2318 code for a protein of 612 amino acids. The transcript has 3 exons. Gene Ontology annotation, molecular function: ATP binding; ATP-dependent protein folding chaperone. Lineage: Eukaryota; Viridiplantae; Streptophyta; Magnoliopsida; Lamiales; Lamiaceae.